AUGUCUGCCUCCGUCAAGGACAUGAGCCUCGCGUACGUCAAGUGCAUGCUCGUCGUCACGGCGCGGGUCGGCGUCUACUACUCGACGGACGUGCAGGCCACGGUCGCGAUCCCGAGCCAUCUAGAUGCGACCAAGGUCUGCAACAUCCGAGGGCAACUCGCGCAUAUGUCGGUGGACCGUGAGAUCGUCACGGCCGACGCGGUCAAAACGCUCUACGACGCGAUCCACCUCGAGCACAGCGUAAGCGUGAGCCUCCUCGUGCGCAACUCGUCCAAGCUCUCAAAUUUGCGGUACCGCUUGCACAAGACGCGCACCGCGAUUUGUACUGCGCACGACAUACGAGCGCCAACCGAGCUUUGA
Molecule: messenger RNA, 360 nt
Organism: Saprolegnia diclina VS20
Lineage: Eukaryota; Oomycota; Saprolegniomycetes; Saprolegniales; Saprolegniaceae
Exons: 3
Coding region: 1-360 (119 amino acids)
Source: RefSeq, a predicted model, not a curated record